AUGCCAACAAUCCCGCUCCACCCACGCGUCUCCUCUCCCACCUCUCUCCCCAAUCCCCUCCCCCAAGUCCUCCAGACGCCAACUGGACUCGCAAUCCUCGAACUCCAAGGAACGUUCAACCUCCCAUCGCAAGAAGCUGAAGACGAAUCUACGACCUCGCCCAACGAUACCCAUGACCCCUCAAUCCCCACAUUUGAGACCCCAGUUGGCAAGCUCAUGUUCCCCGAUUAUUCGCCGCACUGGACUGCACCUGAUGACACUAAAUGGAUGAAGAGGGUUUAUCUAUAUGUCGGUCGAUACCAGCGCAUGACGGGCGAGGUGAAGAAAUUGGCGCAGCCGCUCGCUUUGGUGCAGCGGCGGCAAAAAGAGACGACCUCUGGCUCCGAUGGCGAGGAACUGGAGAUCGUCGAGAUCAUCAAGUAUAAGCUGUUCUUUAAGAAUCGGCCAGAGCCCGUCAAUGAUAGUUGA
Molecule: messenger RNA, 468 nt
Organism: Aspergillus bombycis
Lineage: Eukaryota; Fungi; Ascomycota; Eurotiomycetes; Eurotiales; Aspergillaceae
Product: Ctf8 family protein
Exons: 1
Coding region: 1-468 (155 amino acids)
Biological process (GO): mitotic sister chromatid cohesion
Cellular component (GO): Ctf18 RFC-like complex
Source: RefSeq, a predicted model, not a curated record